AGAAGAGACUAAAGUAUUGUUUGUGCGUUGCCUUGGGCCCAAUUACCUGACCCUAAUCCUUCCCUCUCUCUUUCUUCCAUUCCUAACAGAAAUUUCUUUUUCCUCUUUCCAUUGCCUUUCUCUCUAUUUCUCCUCCUUCUCUUCUUUCUCAUUUUCAUUAUCAUUCCCAUUUUCCGCCUUUCUUUCACCUAUUUUCUGUUCCUCCUUCAAUCCUUCUCCGCUCUUCUUAUUGCUUGCUGAUUCUUCUCCCCCGCGUCGUCACGUUUUCCGCCGAUUUUCCGGUGUGAAUAGGCAGAGAAGAAGUUAGAGAAUUUGAAGGAAUUGUGCAUCUUGUUUCUUUUGAAGCUGUGGCAUGCUGUAACCCUAGAUUGAAACAAGCGAUCAUGUCACUAAAGAGCCAGGCUGAGCAACUACUUAAGUAUCUUGUUCUAUCAGAUCCUGUUGUACCAUAUAUUUCCAUUCCCGCAGGCGUACUUGCGAGCAAAUUGGUCUAUGAUCUUACUGAUUUGAUUAGCGGUGUUUACUUCAAGAGCUAUUCUAAUCUUUCUAGGAUUCAGCGGGUGGAGUGGAACAACCGGGCAAUGUCAACUGUCCAUGCCAUUUUCAUCACAGCAGCAGCAUUAUACAUGGUGUUUCUAUCAGAUCUCUACUCUGACCGAUAUUUUGGCCCUAUUACCUUUCGUAGUUCAACAAUAUCUACAUUUGGCCUGGGUGUGUCUGUCGGUUACUUCAUAACCGAUCUUGUGAUGAUCCUUUGGUUUUACCCUGCAAUUGGUGGAAUGGAGUAUGUGAUACACCAUCUCCUUUCUCUCUUAGCUGUGGCCUAUGCCAUGUUGACUGGUGAGGGGCAGCUUUAUACCUACAUGGUUCUCAUCUCUGAGACAACUACCCCUGGGAUCAAUUUGAGAUGGUACCUUGAUACAGCUGGAAUGAAGAAGUCAAAAGCAUACCUCAUAAAUGGAAUUGUUAUAUUCUUCGCUUGGCUGGUUGCAAGAAUUCUUUUGUUCAUGUACCUAUUUUACCAUGUCUACUUACACUUGAAUCAGGUAGUUGGAUAUUAUGGAUCGAACCCAUGGUCUCACGGGACAAUUCACUUGAUCCUACAACAUUUUGAUGUUAAAAGGAAACACAUAGUAAAUUAAUUUUUAGGUAGUUGGAUAUUAUGGAUUGAACCUAUGAUCUCUUAGUUAGUUGUUGAGACUAUGUCUACUAUGUCUCCUUUUAUCACAUGACCAAACCAUGGUGGGUUAUCCAUUGCCAUUUAACUUGAAUUAAUAUGUUGUGGGUUACAAGAUUCUUUGCUACCAAAAUAUUAUAGGAUCAAGCAGGUGGUGUGAGAUUGGUUGAUGAGGUGUGUGUUAGUAGUAUAGAUGUUAGAAAAAGAUUUUAGUAUAAUUAUUUUGGAUCGAGGUCCUUUCUUGGUGCUAGAAGUCUCUUCUUCGUGGGUUUGGUUUCUUUUUUUCUUUUUCAUCUCAAAUGAUUAAUAUAAAAGCUCAGGUUUGGUUUUUUUUUUUUAAAAAAAAAAAUUAUUUAAAAAAAACAUACGAAAUGCUUUAGUUAUUAUUCUCUCCGUAUGGGGUCUAUUCAGUGAAGUUGGAGUUAGUAAUGAAGGCUUCUGCAAAUGACAAAUCAUGUGCUUUUUGGAGAAUAAUUCAGUAAUCAGAGCCUCCAUGAAUUACUUUUAAGUUUAAAUUCAUAUAUCAUUUAGUAACUUAAACAUACAACAAAUUUGUCAAAAUAUUGUGACGAUUAGUAGUGUGUAGUUCACUUUCAA
Cucumis melo (muskmelon) is the source of this 1774-nucleotide messenger RNA. RefSeq lists its product as uncharacterized. The record is from RefSeq and is a predicted model, not a curated record. The transcript has 9 exons. Gene Ontology annotation, cellular component: endoplasmic reticulum; membrane. The coding region runs from base 384 to 1142 and encodes 252 amino acids. Gene Ontology annotation, biological process: lipid homeostasis. Lineage: Eukaryota; Viridiplantae; Streptophyta; Magnoliopsida; Cucurbitales; Cucurbitaceae.